AAGGAUUUCUAGGUUCUUGAUUUGGACUGAGUCCGAUUCGGUCUAAAUCAAAAUACAAGUUUAAAGAAUUUUUAUUUUAGUUUAAGUAUGACAGUCGAAAAGGAAUCAGAAACAUUACAAAUUAUUGAAGAGGAUGUUGAACGGGAUAAAAUUAUUAAAUCCUUAACACAAAACGAUGAAAUUUGUUUCAAAAGUCAACAAAAAUGGGAAAACGACCUAACUCUAGAAGAAAAAUUUGAAAUUGGUUUAAAACUAUAUAAUGAAAAUAAGCUACAGUUUCUUAUCAAAUUUGGUAAAUAUUUUAAGUAUCCACAACUGCACUCUUUCAAAGAACUUUUAAAAGAAGAAUCUAACAAUGAAGAAAUAAAUAUACUUAUAAAUGAUCUAAUGAAAAGUUCACAAGGGCAUACGCAAAAUGUAGUUGUCAAAAAUAGAAGAUACCAAGCUAUGAUGCAAAUGAUUCAAGAUAGCUCAUAUUUUUCUGAGGUCGAAAUGAUGAAAAGAAAUCCACUAUUAUACAAUCAACUCAUUGGACAAUACUUAUCUGCAGCAGAGAAAAAAGAAAGAGAUAAAUAUGAGAUGAAUAGUGAAACCAGUUUUGUUAAAAUAUUAAUGGAAGGUAUAGAUAGAGAUAAUGCUGAAGCAGUUAGACAACAUGAAGAAGAAAUAGAAAACAAUCAAAUGGAGGAAGAGGACUCAGACGAAGAAGAAUCAGACAUUUCUACUUCACGGCCAUCGACAUCGCAUUGGGGUGAGUUUGAAGGCAGUAAAAAUACCUUUAAGAUGCCAAACGCUACACAAAAAUCUACCUUUAUUACACUGGAAGAAAGAAAAUUGCUAAAAGACGAAUUUGUCACAACUAUGUAUGAAUCGUUUUUAGAUGGAAAAGAUGAGGACUUUAAUUAUGAGAAAGUUGACAAUGACACCUCAUAUGAUGAUAUGCAUGAAAUAGAUAAUGAUGAAGAAGAAAAGUAUUUUGAUUCAGAAGAAGUAGGUGAUGAUGGAAUGGAUGAAAAUUUAGUAAUUGAAUCAGGAAGUUUUAUGAAUAGUUGUAAUCAAGAUUAUUAAAAUAAAAGUUUAGUUAA
This is a messenger RNA of Diabrotica balteata, 1085 nucleotides long. The record is from the annotation of a GenBank genome assembly. NCBI's taxonomy places the organism in Eukaryota, Metazoa, Arthropoda, Insecta, Coleoptera, Chrysomelidae.